CUUCUUGGGAAUUAAAAGAUGAACGCGCCGUAAUCUGAGCAUGUUCUGGCACCAUUGUCCUUCUUUUCCACUUGUUGUGAUACGUAGUCGACGAUGAAAUACCUUCUUUUCGCGGUAGUGGCAGCGGCAACAGCAACAGCGCAAGAUGCGCUCGAAUCGCGGGUGCCUCGUCCAGAUGCACAAGGGCGAUACACGCUUGAGGCUGAAGGGAUCAAGGCGCAAUUCAUCCCAUAUGCUGCCACCCUCACCAAUCUCUGGGUCAAAGAUUCAAAGGGCAAACCACAGGACAUUGUGCUAGGCUACGACAACACGACGUAUUACCCGGUUGACCCUGGACAUCCCGUGUACAAUGCCAUUCCUGGACGAUACGUCAACCGCAUUGGAAACGCAACAUACAAGAUUGGCAACGUCACGUACCAUACAGAGAAGAACGAUGGACCGAACACUCUGCAUAGCGGUACCAACAACUGGUCUUACAGGGUGUGGAACGUGACCCGUGUAAGCAAGUCGUCAAUCACAUUCGCCAUCUCAGACGCCUCCAACUCGUCACUGGGCAUGAUUGGGCGUGUGGAUGCCAGCGUCACAUACUCGGUGUCAAAGAACAAGUGGCACAUUUCCAUGGAUGCUACCUCGCCGGAAGCGAAGACUCCUCUCAUGCUGACACAGCACACGUACUUUCAGCUUGAUGCGUUCAGGCGACCGGACAACCGGACCAUUUGGGACCACACAGUGUACAUGCCCGAGGCUAAGCGCGUGGUAGUGACUGAUGCGAAUGCUCUGCCGACGGGGGAGAUUGCGCAGGUUGCGGCGAACUCGACUGAUGAUUUCUGGUCAGCGCCGCACAAGCUCGGGUUUGCGUCGGACAGGGCGGGCUUCGAGAACCACUGCGGUAAUGGGUGCCACGGAUACAACGGCGCGUGGGCAUUCAACGAAAAGAGGGACAAGCGCAAGAGCGUGCUGACAAUAGCGAGCGCGUACAGCGGCAUCAAGGCGGACCUGAGGACUGACCAGGACGCGGUUGUGCUGUACACAUGCAACUGGAACGACGGCAAGACCGAGUUCAAGAGCACGCAGGGGGUUGCCGGACAGGACAAGUUCAUCCCGCGCGACGGCUGCAUUGCGAUUGAGGCGCAGGACUACCCGGAUGGCAUCAACCACCCGGAGUGGGGUCGGCUGAACAAGCAGAUCGUCGGGCCCGGCGACAAGUACCACUGGGAGUCGUCGUGGGAGUUUGGGACGCUCUGAGGGAGCAGAAGGCGAGGCAUGGCGAGGGCCUGCGGCGGGCGU
Bipolaris maydis ATCC 48331 is the source of this 1287-nucleotide messenger RNA. The record is from RefSeq and is a predicted model, not a curated record. NCBI's taxonomy places the organism in Eukaryota, Fungi, Ascomycota, Dothideomycetes, Pleosporales, Pleosporaceae.